GUUAGUACCAAGCCCUAGACACCCCCUGAUCCGGAGCGGCAGCGCAAAAGUCCGACCCUCCGUCGAAGCUGUAGUGGGACCUCCAUCGUGGCCCCUUGUGUAUCCCGCCAGCGCCAGUUGUCCUCGAAUCGCCAGCCAGCAGCACGCGACAUCGCCCACAACCGCCCACGAUGAGACUGCCAACCCUCUUCGCCGGGCUGAUUGCCUGCCUCAUCACCAAUGUCACUGCCACGGCUUUGACAUACAACAUUGCCGCCCACGAGAAGGCGUGCUUCUAUGCCGAGACCAAGAAGGACUACGAGAAGGUGGCCUUUUACUUUGCUGUGCAAUCUGGUGGCUCUUUCGAUGUCGACUACAUCGUUGAGGGACCCAACGGCAAGAUCAUUAUCCAGGGCGAGAAGGAGAGGCAGGGCGACUUCGUCUUCACCGCGCAGCAAGCCGGACACUACUCUUUCUGCUUCAACAACGAGAUGAGCACCUUUGCCGACAAGUUUGUCGAUUUCGAGAUUGCAGUCGAGAACGAGUCCCGCGCAACGCUGCCCUCAAAGCAGGGCACAUCCCCCGAACAGACGUCCGUCCUCGAGGAGUCCAUCUACAAGAUCUCUGGACAGAUCUCGACGAUUACGAGGAACCAGAAAUACUUCCGCACCCGUGAGAACCGCAACUUUGCCACCGUGCACAGCACAGAGGGACGCAUCGUGCGCUUCAGCAUGAUUCAGAUUGGUCUCAUUAUUGCGAUGGGCGCGCUGCAGGUCGUCGUCGUGCGAUUCUUCUUCCAGGGCGCGCGCAAGGGAUACGUAUGAACAGGAUUGCAUUUUGGGAAACAUGUACUGGGACGCAUGUACGGGUUACGAGGCGCAGGAUGGUCAAUCAAAACUUGUCGACAUUGGGUAUGUGUGAAGAGUCUCGGAGCUCUCGAGCGUGCUUGUAGCGCCUUUGAGAAUAGUUCAGCAUGAUGGUGGCAAUACAGACACCGCUUCAAAUUAACGGAUCAAGCAUCCUUGCCACUACAAUGCGUGUAUGAGCAGCCGAGGAGCAACCAGCAUUCUAAACCA
Emericellopsis atlantica is the source of this 1055-nucleotide messenger RNA. Its product is annotated as emp24/gp25L/p24 family/GOLD-domain-containing protein. Gene Ontology annotation, cellular component: COPII-coated ER to Golgi transport vesicle; Golgi apparatus; endoplasmic reticulum-Golgi intermediate compartment. The coding region runs from base 171 to 803 and encodes 210 amino acids. The transcript is spliced from 4 exons. The record is from RefSeq and is a predicted model, not a curated record. Lineage: Eukaryota; Fungi; Ascomycota; Sordariomycetes; Hypocreales; Bionectriaceae. Gene Ontology annotation, biological process: Golgi organization; protein retention in ER lumen; intracellular protein transport.